Messenger RNA from Salmo salar (Atlantic salmon), 1724 nucleotides. The record is from RefSeq and is a predicted model, not a curated record. NCBI's taxonomy places the organism in Eukaryota, Metazoa, Chordata, Actinopteri, Salmoniformes, Salmonidae.
AUGUCAUCAAUAAUAAAUCAGUGCAGCUGGUAUCAUCAUCCAUUAAAGCAUGUUGAAAAUGAACUGAGAAAAACACCUGUCUCAAGUGAUCCAACACCUCUCACCUUCUCUCCCCCAGAUAAGGUGGCCAUCAAGGUGCUGGAUAAGAUGCGGCUGGAUGUUCAGGCCCAGAGGCUGCUCUCCAGGGAGAUCUCCAGCAUGGAGGCCCUGCAGCAUGCCAAUGUGGUGCGUCUGUAUGAGGUGGUGGAGUCACACAGCCGACUCUACCUGGUGCUGGAGUAUGCCGGGGGAGGGGACCUCCACACACACAUCUGCUCCGAUGGCAAGCUGUCAGAAGCUGAGGCCAAGAUCACCUUCGCACAAAUCCUAUCCGCCAUCAAACACAUGCACGACAAAAACAUAAUCCACCGGGACCUGAAGGCUGAGAAUGUACUGUACACCUGUAAUGGCUGUGUGAAGGUGGCUGACUUUGGCUUCAGCACCAGGGUCACCAACUGCAGUGACACCCUGGACACCUUUUGUGGCUCUCCCCCCUACGCCGCGCCUGAACUCUUCAGAGACGAGUGCUACGUGGGGCCGCCAGUGGACGUAUGGGCCAUGGGCGUCCUGCUCUUCUUCAUGGUGACUGGCACCAUGCCCUUCCGAGCCGACACCAUGGGCAAGCUGAGGCUCGCUGUUAUAGAGGGGGUCUACACCCUCCCGCCCUGGGUGCCAGGCCCAUGCCAGCGGCUGAUUCGGGGCAUCCUGAAGCCUGUGCCAGCAGAACGCUACGCGGUGGACCAGAUGCUGGGCUGUGACUGGCUGCUUCCUGUGGAGUACCCGUGGACUGUGGUGCCACCGGUCCCCCUCAACCCUCUGCGCCUGGCGGAUGCAGAGCCUGGGGAGCUGGAUGAUGAGGAGGAGGAGAUCAGGGCCUCCCUGGAGGAGCUGGGUGUCAACAUGGAACACAUACGCAACAACGAGGGCAAGGACAGCCGCAGCCCCAUCACUGGACUUUACCGCAUCCUCUUACACCGCGCCCAGAAAAGGCGUGGCGCUGAGACUGUGCCUGUGGUCGGAGGGUUGGUCCGGGACCCUAAGAGAGAGGGCCUCCGAGCUUACAGAAGUCUGAUGCACUCCUCCAGGUUAUGUGUCCUUCAGUAAGUGACCAGCCUGGACAUGGGACCUUGAAAGCCUGCUUUAAUCCAUUGAAAAUUCUGUCUGGGUCAUACAGCUACAAAUGUUUUAUUGCACUUUGGGAUGAAAGUGAAAAUGUGUUUUGUGUGAAUGUAACACAGGAACCUCUGUAGAUGAACAGUUAUGGUAACGUACAGAUACUGAAAUAUUGGACUGCUGGUCAUGAAGGAUUGAUGUCUCUAACAAAGUAAGAUUGUUAUUGGUAAUCUUUUAUGAAUCUGAAAUAGAGGUGUAAAAGUGCCUGAUGAAAUAAUGAGUCCCAUCAAAAUGAAUUUAAAAAGCACCCUUUUUCGUAUAUAAGUGAUACUUAUAUACUUUUAUUCAUAGCACAAUAGACCGCAUGAAAUAUGAAGAAUGUGCUGAAAGAGCAUUGCUUUUAGACAACUCUUUGGUUGUUUGAUGAAACAUCGAUAGUCUCUGAAAUCAGUAUGCUUGUUUGUCUUGUGAUUUUUCUUGCCCUUAGAGAAGACUUAUUUUGUGCAGGUGAUUGUCUCUGUAUUAUAUUCAACCACCAAAUGGAACCAUUGUGACUUAUUGAUGCUCUAAAU